Molecule: messenger RNA, 830 nt
Organism: Juglans regia (Persian walnut)
Lineage: Eukaryota; Viridiplantae; Streptophyta; Magnoliopsida; Fagales; Juglandaceae
Product: abscisic acid receptor PYL4-like
Exons: 1
Coding region: 41-667 (208 amino acids)
Biological process (GO): abscisic acid-activated signaling pathway
Cellular component (GO): cytoplasm; nucleus
Molecular function (GO): abscisic acid binding; protein phosphatase inhibitor activity; signaling receptor activity
Source: RefSeq, a predicted model, not a curated record
AAAACACCAUCAAUCCCAGGAAUUAAAGAGAGAAGACAUUAUGCCAGCUUCCUCGCUACAAUUCCACAGAACCAAUCCCACCAAUAUUCACACCGCAACCGCUACCCUCAACCGCCAUAAACACUUCCAAAUCAACCCUCUUUUGCACAACCGAGUCGACCCAGUACCCGACUUGGUGGCCUUCCACCAUACCCACACCCUCGGGUCCAACCAGUGCUGCUCCGCUGUGGUCCAGACCAUCGACGCUCCCGUCUCGACCGUCUGGUCCUUGGUCCGACGAUUCGACAAGCCGCAGGCCUACAAGCACUUCCUCAAGAGCUGCCACGUCAUCGACGGCGACGGUGACGUGGGCACUAUCCGAGAGGUCCAAGUGGUGUCGGGACUGCCCGCCGCCUCCAGCACCGAGCGCCUCGAGAUCCUCGACGACGAGAGCCACGUCCUCAGCUUUAGCGUCGUCGGUGGGGACCACCGUCUCCACAAUUACCGGUCCGUUACCACCCUUCAUGCCGCCUCGUCCGCCGUCAACAGUACGAUAGUUGUCGAGUCCUACGUUGUUGAUGUGCCGCCGGGUAAUACCAAGGAAGAGACUUGCGUGUUUGUGGAUACAAUAGUACGUUGCAAUUUACAAUCUUUGGCUCAGGUCGCUGAGAAUACAGCGAGAAACUAGCAAAUUAAAUAUAUAUUUUAAUGCUCAUGAAUGAUUCUUUUGCUUCUUUUUUUAUUUCUGAUAUAGCCAUAUGGGUCGAUUGGAUCGUGUAUCAUGGAUCAUUGAGAUCCACACUGGGAAUUGGUAGUACUGUACUUAGAUUUUCAGAUGGCAAUGGCUGGAG